CGCUCUGACAAGUUGUUGGAAGUCUUUCUGCUGAGCUGGAGCGUUGCAGCCGCUCGCGCCCGGCAUUGCUGCCUCGCAGCCACUGUCUGCACGCAUCUCUCCUCUGACUAGACGUGGACUCACGCGCACACGCGAGGAUUUUUCUUUUUUUUUUUUUUACUUACUCAUUUUGUGCACCGGGCUCAUUCUCGCCGGAGCCGCCGAGCAGUGCGCUCAGAGCGCGCGUUGUAGCACGUAAUUCGAUGUUUUAUGGAAUAUACCUUCAAAACCAGCGAUACAUGCGGAAGACACGAGGGGCAGGGGGGAACGAUGCCCAGGAUACAGUGAAAGGAGAGAGGAGGAAGACAGCGAGGAAUUUCUGAUGACAGUGGAUCGUGUUGUCUCUGCCUCGCUCCUUAACGACCAUGCUUUAUUUUCAGCUGGUGAUUAUGGCUGGGACGGUAAUGCUGGCGUAUUACUUCGAGUACACCGACACUUUCAACGUGCAUGUGCAGGGAUUCUUCUGCCACGACAGCUCCUACACCAAGCCCUAUCUUGGACCCGAGGAGUCGAGCGCUAUUCCCCCCGCGAUCCUGUAUGCAGUGGUGGCUGGAGUGCCAGCUCUUGUGAUCACUGCCACGGAGUCCGUGCUGUUUCUGCUGCAGUAUGUGUCUGAGGACCUUGACAACCGGGAAAAGAUUAUCGUGAUGGGGGACUGCUGCUACCUCAACCCCCUGGUGCGCAGGACCUUCCGAUUCCUGGGCGUGUACGCCUUCGGCCUGUUCGCCACGGACAUCUUUGUGAACGCCGGCCAGGUGGUGACAGGGAACCUGGCUCCUCACUUCCUCACAGUGUGCAGGCCCAACUACACAGCCCUGGGCUGCCAACAGGCUGUCCGCUUCAUCAGCCAGCAGGAGGCGUGCACCGGCAACGAGGACGACAUCCUGCGUGCCCGCAAGUCCUUCCCUUCCAAAGAGGCUGCCCUCAGCCUCUACGCCGCGUUGUAUGUCGCGAUGUACAUCACUUGCACUGUGAAGACCAAAGGAACACGCCUGGCAAAGCCUGCUCUGUCCCUGGGCCUCAUGUGUCUGGCCUUCCUGACUGGAAUCAACAGAGUGGUAGAGUACCGGAACCACUGGUCCGACGUCAUUGCUGGCUUCAUCGUCGGAGGAGCCAUAGCAACAUUUAUGGUGGUUGGCGUGGUACAGAACUUCAAAGGAAAGCCCCUGCUGAGUGAAAUCCCACCGGCGGAAAACCUGGACAGCGCUCCCAUGAUCGCCCACCCCCGAGAGGAGAACCCCCUGGAGAAAUAUAUCACCACCCAGAAUCCCAUCACUUUUGCGGAGGUCACAUGACCCUGAAGAGGCCAGAUGCCUCACAACGCCAUCGCUCUUCUCCGUCUGGUCGCUGUAGUUGGAGUGCCUCGCUAAUCCUGACUUCUGUCCAAUCUGUCAAGUUUUAUUCGACUGCAUCAGUGUUACAUGUCCUCAGUGCCAAUGGAUGCAUUGCAGAGACUGGCUGCAUUUACCCUGCCCCUCUCCCCAUUUAUUAAAUUGACCAUUUAAUGGAAUGUGGAAUACCCACGAAUACCCAUGAAAGCCCUAUUUUUGUAUAAACCUUUCCAUAGCUUAUCCUUGCUCAUUGUGUUCUGUGGGCGAAACACUGUACAUGGAUUGAAGUGUAAUCUGACUGCAUCACGAAACAUAGUAAAGUCUUGGUAUAAUUUUUUUGUUUCGUUGAUGUAUUCCGGUGCCAUUAUUUACACUUAUUUAUGCACCAUUUUUAUUUUUCUAUGUAUUUAUGCCAGUGUGAGUUUUCAUGUAUAUGUGUAUACAAAAAAUCUAAAGAUGACAUGCUUUUAGUUUGUAGAACUCAGACAGGUAGCAUGAACUCUCCAGUGUGUUUUUACAUCACAAUAUUUAUUCUGUGAAUGCCACUU
Messenger RNA from Megalops cyprinoides (Indo-Pacific tarpon), 1918 nucleotides. RefSeq names its product phospholipid phosphatase related 5a (gene plppr5a). Gene Ontology annotation, biological process: signal transduction; phospholipid dephosphorylation; phospholipid metabolic process. Bases 405 to 1334 code for a protein of 309 amino acids. NCBI's taxonomy places the organism in Eukaryota, Metazoa, Chordata, Actinopteri, Elopiformes, Megalopidae. The record is from RefSeq and is a predicted model, not a curated record. The transcript has 6 exons. Gene Ontology annotation, molecular function: phosphatidate phosphatase activity.